AUGGGAUAUCAAUCUGUAGAAGAAUCUCUCUUCGCUCAAUCACUAGAUGUUUCUCCAAUAAACGGCCAAAUUUCGGUCACAGCUCACCAGGCACCACCACUGAACACUCUCAUCCACUCGCCACAUCCCUCUCAACUCCUGUCCUCUUCGCACUUACAACCACGCAAAUGCACCCCGGCAAAAAAACCGUACUCGACCCAGAACCGUACACCACUCAGAACUUUGGAGACUCUCACCCCUCCAGCCACACCCACACGCAACACAUCUUUAACGGUCGAAUGUCAAGUACGCGCCCGCCUUCCUACUUCCACUGGUGAACUCUUUCUGCAUUUAUACAAAAAUAACAGAGACUCUAAAGAACAUUUGGCCAUUGUGUUUGGCGAUGAUAUUAGGAGCAAGUCAUUAGAUGCUCCACGCCCGAGAGAGAGUGAGAUGGAUAGAAUAGUGAGAGGAGCAUACGUUGGAAGAUUAAGACCUGGUCAGAAAAGAUCGAAUGAAUAUAGUGGGAGUAACAAUAUAGAGAAAGGAAAUGUGAAUAAUGUGUUGAAUGGGAAUGCGUUAAAUACAACUAAUGAUACAAACACUGAGACUGUAUUGAAUACGAGUACAUUGAAUACAGCUAAUAAAAUCACGACUCCAAUUACAAAUACAAGCUCUUUACAGUUAUGCUCACCUCCGCUAGUGAGAAUUCAUUCUGAAUGCUUCACCGGCGAGACAGUCAACAGCGCACGUUGUGACUGUGGAGAACAACUGCAGGAAGCAAUGAGAUUGAUUCAGCAAGAAGGACGUGGAGUCAUUGUGUAUUUGCGUCAGGAGGGUAGAGGCAUUGGGUUGGCCGAGAAGUUGAGAGCCUACAAUCUCCAGGACUUGGGCCAUGAUACCGUGACUGCCAACAUACUCCUCCAUCACCCACCAGACUUGCGCAAUUAUGACAUCGCCACGCAAAUUCUCUCCGAUCUCGGCGUUACCACCAUCCGUCUGCUCACCAACAAUCCGGACAAAAUAGAGCAAAUCGAAGCUGAUGAGAUCAAAGUAAUUCAACGAAUUCCUAUGGUGCCGAAGGCAUGGCGGGAAGGGAAGGUCGAUCAGGAGAAACAAGGAAGCGAGCUUGAUAACUAUUUGAGAGUCAAGGUCGAGAGGAUGCGGCAUCUGUUAGAUAUACCUGGGAAUUUGUUAACGCAAGAAUCAGUUUCAUCAACUUUUUGGAGAAAUUAG
This is a messenger RNA of Paraglomus occultum, 1215 nucleotides long. The record is from the annotation of a GenBank genome assembly. NCBI's taxonomy places the organism in Eukaryota, Fungi, Glomeromycota, Glomeromycetes, Paraglomerales, Paraglomeraceae.